Messenger RNA from Gallus gallus (chicken), 540 nucleotides. Its product is annotated as olfactory receptor 14A16-like. The annotation marks the transcript as partial. Gene Ontology annotation, biological process: G protein-coupled receptor signaling pathway. Lineage: Eukaryota; Metazoa; Chordata; Aves; Galliformes; Phasianidae. Gene Ontology annotation, cellular component: membrane. The transcript has 2 exons. Gene Ontology annotation, molecular function: G protein-coupled receptor activity; olfactory receptor activity. The record is from RefSeq and is a predicted model, not a curated record.
AUCAGCGAGUUCCUCCUCCUGGCGUUGGCAGACACGCGGCAGCUGCAGCUCCUGCACUUCUGGCUCUUGCUGGGCAUCUACCUGGCUGCCCUCCUGGGCAACGGCCUCAUCAGCACAGCCGUAGCCUGCGACCACCGCCUGCACACCCCCAUGUACUUCUUCCUCCUCAACCUCGCCCUCCUCGACCUGGGCUGCAUCUCCACCACUCUCCCCAAAGCCAUGGCCAAUGCCCUCUGGCACACCAGGCACAUCUCCUAUGCAGGAUGUGCUGCACAGGUCUUUUUUUUAUUAUUCUUCUUUGAUGCAGAGUAUUGCAUUCUCACCAUCAUGUCCUAUGACCGCUAUGUUGCCAUCUGCAAGCCCCUGCACUAUGGGAUGCUUUGUGUCAGCCCUCAGGUCCUGCGUUACGUAGCAGACCAAGGAGAAACACUUUGCCUGAGGUGUGCCUGGAAUUGUCUCAAAGGCUUGGAAGAGCAUUGUCGUGACAACAGACUGAAGGCUGGAGACUUGGGGGAGGAGAUUCCUGUGAAAAUGAGAUAG